UGAAAUCCAAAUAUUGCAAAAUGUGUGAGUUCUGGGAGAAGAAAACAGACUCUGCUGAAUACGAAGAGUGGGCAAAAAAUCAUCAUAAUCAAUGCCAAGCAAACCACGAAGGUUCGUCCGUUAAGAUGGAAGUGGACGCUAUUGUGGAAAUGUUUUGCCGAUCUGAAGAAUUACAUGGUGUUAAAUAUUCUAACUACGUGGGUGACGGAGACAGCAAAACAUUUAAAGGCAUAUUAGAUUGUGAGCCUUACGACAAUUUUACUGUGUGCAAAAAGGAGUGUGUAGGCCAUGUGCAAAAACGCAUGGGUACUCGGCUUAGAAAUUUAAAAAAAAACAGUAAAGGUCUGGGUGGAAAGGGUAAGCUUACCGGUAAAUUAAUAGAUGAAUUGACAAUUUAUUAUGGCUUAGCAAUCAGGCGUAAUGUCGAUUCAGUCGAAAAAACGAAGAAAGAAAUCUGGGCAACAUUGUAUCAUAAAAUAUCGACUGACGAAAAACCACAGCACGACUUUUGCUCUGCCGGCGAAAACUCUUGGUGUUCCUACCAAAAAGCGAAGGCAACUAACAAACUUUCAGAAUACAAGCAUAAAACACCAAUGAAAUAUGUUGUUUUCGAUGCUGUUAAACCGAUUUAUGAAGAAUUAAGUAAAGACGAACUUUUAUUAAGAUGUUUAGGAGGCUUCACGCAAAACAGCAAUGAAAGUUUUAACGCGACUGUGUGGGCACUGGCACCAAAAUCUUAUGCAAGUGGAAAAAAAAUAAUUGACAUUGCAACAAAUAUUGCUGUUUGUAAUUUCAACGAUGGAUUCAGGAGCAUAAUGGAAAUUAUGGAAGUUUUAAAUCUUUGUGUGGGCCCCAAUUGUUACAAUUUUUGUGAGGAAGCGGACGCGCGGCGCAUUAAAGCGGCUGAGCACAGUCUGACCGACGCAGCAAAAGAGGCCAGAAAAUCGUUAUUAUCCACUAAAAAGAAAGCUGAUGAAGCUGAUACAGAGGUGGAAGGGCAGCUUUAUGGGGCAGGCAUCGCAGACUAAAGGUAAAAUUAAAAUUUUUAUUUUUAUAGACAAAAAAUCCUCUUGAAAAACUUUAAACGUGUUUUUCUCAAAACAGCAUUUUUAAAAUCGGUGUACAAUAUAACUUUUACAGUUUUUAUCCGAUUUACUUGAAAUUUUAAUAGUAUAUUCUUCAAUGUAUUCUGCAAAGAAGUACGUAGGCUUUUUCCAAAAUAUUGAAAACUCUUUUUGCAAUUAACAUUUUUAUAUGUAAAUUUUAGGACAAAAAUGCAAGUUUU
Molecule: messenger RNA, 1285 nt
Organism: Linepithema humile (Argentine ant)
Lineage: Eukaryota; Metazoa; Arthropoda; Insecta; Hymenoptera; Formicidae
Source: RefSeq, a predicted model, not a curated record